AUGGCAAAUCAAUUCGAUGAUCUAAACGUAACAAGUGCAGAACUCCAAUCCGCGCCUCCAAAAAAACAACCAGGAACACGGGGAGACGUUCAAAAAUUCAAAACUAACGCCCAAAAAAUCACACUCGAUCGAAAUUUGGCGCUCUUCAAGUAUGACGUGGAUAUCAGACUAAUCUUUCGAAAACCCGAUGGAAGUGAAGGCAAAAAAUCAUUGACCAAAGGACCACGCAACGAUUGUCAUUUGCAAUAUCGCGUGAAAUAUGCAGCAAUAGCGCUGAAAGUCGCGUUAACAGAAAGAAUUGCAGAGGCGGAUUAUUUCUAUGAUUUGCAAGCGAAUCUGUACUCAACAACGCAACUCAAAGAAGAUAUCGUGAGUAACACGCGCUCCACCCAAAUAAACACGCAACGCAGACCUUGAACCGUUCCCUUAUUUGUGUGGUGCGGCGCGGUCUGCGUUGCGUGUCUAUUUCGGUCCAAAAAAAUAAUGCAAAACAUUUUCAGCAUCUAACACUUCCUCCAGGAGAUGUUAUCCCAGACGAUGCAACUUGUAUCAACGUUAAAGUCAGCAUCACAAGAGUUGCCGACACGUUCCAAGUUUCCACCAACGACACCGCAAGAACAGUCAACGCAGUCUACGGAACAGCCGACGUCACUCUUCUCGAAGCUCUCAACACGUGCGUCAGUGGUUCGUUGCUCGAUCGAGACAAUCUACUCAGCUACAAAGGUCAUCACUAUUUUGCCAAUACACCCGAACUUCAACAACGAAAUCUGUUGGCAGAGAUUCAAGGUUCACAAUAUCUUCGAGUUGGAAUCGCGGAAGCUGUCAAACCGUACGAGGUUCGAGAUGAGAAGGGAAAAUUGGAAGAAAAUCAAGUUGCACUUCAUUGUGUUGUUGAUAUGAAGAAGACUGCUUUUCAUGAGGAUUAUGUGAUUUUGGUUGAAAAGUUCAGGGCGAUUUUAGGUUUGAAUUUCAACGUACGAUUUCCUCCUAUCAGCUCAAAUGAUCCAAAUGGCAAAUUUUUGCUAGAAAAAGUGAAAGGUAAUAAAAUCAACGAAAUCGGGAAACAAUCAAUAUUAUCGAAAAUCUCACCACGCGAUCCACCGAAAUAAACACGCAACGCAUACCGCCUCGCGCCACAACACACAAAAAAGGGAGGGAAUUUUAAUCGUUCCCUUUUUUGUGUGUUGUGGCGCGACGCGGUCUGCGUUGCGUGUUCAUUUCGGUGGAGCGCGUGAUGAGAUUUUCGAUAAUAUUGAUUGUUUCCCGACCGCGACGCACAGCCGCACGCGACUGACGAUGAAAAAUGUUAUAAUAGUUUGUUUUAACAUUGAAAGAUCAAAAGUCAGGUAAAAAUUAAAAAGAGUGUUUUAGCCAAAAAUGAUGAAAAAUCGACGAUUUUUAAGCGUCCGAGGUGAAUUCUGGUAAAAAAUUGACUUUGGUUUCCACUUUUAAGAAGAAUCAGCAAAAACUUCUAUAAAGUGGAUUCCUAGGGUCAGUUUUUACCAGAAAUCACCACAGAUGCUUGAAAUUCUUCGAUUUGUCAUCAUUUUUGGCUGAAAAACUCGAAAAAAUUAAUUUUGACCUUUUUGACUUUUCUUGAAUUGAUCUUUCAAUGUUAAAAAAAACAUUUAUAACAUUUUUUUCGUUCGUGAAUCGUCAGUCGCGUGCGGCUGUGCGUCGCGGUCGGCAUACAUGAAUUAUUAGAGAAAAUGAAUAUUCUUCAGGAUUGGUUGUUCAUCUCAAUUAUGCCCGCAACCUAAAUCGAGGCGAAUUUGCCAAAUCAAUAAUCAUCGGAGGAUUCGGUCCACCACCCUCAAGAGUUCGAUUUGAUUAUAAUGGCGAAAACACCUCGAUGGUCCAAUACUUCGAAACACGAUUUAAUAUAAACCUUGCCUAUCCAAAUCUCUUCACAGUUUUCGACAGAAAAAAUCCCAAUGUGUAUUUUCCACCGGAACUUCUUCUACUCGGCGAAAAACAGCGUGUAACAAGUCGACAAUUGCUUGCCGAAGGACAACGCGCAUUGGUGGAAUCGACGGCGAUUCUGCCGGCUUUGCGAGAGCAACAAACGCGCACUCUUGCGACAAUGGUUGGUUUGGCUGGCGAUAAUGCGAAUGAAAAACUCGAAUCAACUGGAAUCCAUAUUGAUCGCAACAAUCUUCUAGUCAAUGGCAGAGUUUUGCCAAGUGCCAAGAUUAUUGCUUUUGAGAGAGAAACUUCUAUGACCAAGAAUAGUUGGACGUAUCGCAAGUUCCUAAAACCUAUGAGAAUGCCUCAAUGGACGCUUGUCAUUCUCCAGGUUCUAAUCGAUCAAGAUAAUUUCUUGAAGAAAUUGAGAGAUCGAGUUACGGCAACUGGAAUGGUAUGGAAUCGACCAGACACAAUUAUUCGAAAGAAUGAUGGUGAUCAAUAUAGUGUUGAGAAUAUUAUGUCUGCACGAAAAAAAGCUGGGACGAAAUUUGUGUUUUUUGUUGUCAGGGAUAAACUUGAGUUUCAUCGUAAGUUGACUCAACUUUCACAUGACGUGGCAAAUUUGCUCUUUUGGACCAUCAAAAUCAUGUUUUUUCACUUCAGAACCAUUAAAAUCAUGUUUUUUCGCCUCAGAACCAUUAAAAUCAUGUUUUUUCGCUUUGGGACUAUAAAAAUCCUCAAAUUUCGGUCUAGGAGCUAGAAAAUCUUGCUUUUUUGCUCCAAGAUCCAAAAAUUCUGCUGAAUUUGCUCUAGGACCCGAAAAAUUAUCAGUUUUCGCUCUAGGACCCAGAAAAUCAUGUUUUUUCGCUCCGGGACCAUCAAAAUCAUGUUUUUUCGCUCCAGCACCCAGAAAAUCAUGUUUUUUCGCUCUGAUACCAUUAAAAUCAUAAAUUUUCGCUUCAGGACCCGGAAAGUCAUGUUUUUUUUCGGGUCAGAAUCAUUAAAAUCAUCAGUUUUCGCUCUAGGACCCAGAAAAUCAUGUUUUUUCGCUCUGGGACCAUUAAAAUUAUUUUUUUCGCUCUGGGACCACUAAAAUCAUCAGUUUUCACUUCAGGACCUAGAAAAUCAUGUUUUUCUAGCUUUGGGACCAAUAAAAUCGUGAAUAUUUUUUGAAAUUUGCCACGUCAUAGCUCACAUUGAGUUUUGCAAAUUUCGUUUUCACGAAAAAAACCUUUAUCUUGUUCAGAAGAAAUCAAACUACUGGAGCAUAAAUAUGAUCUACUAACUCAAGAAGUUCGCGGAACAGUUGCUGUCGAAAUCGUCAAAAAAGGCCAACCAAUGACUGUGGCGAACAUCGUGAAUAAAAUGAAUUUGAAGUUGGGUGGAUGUAAUUGGGAAGUUGCCGGAUACACACAGGCUGGUCAGGAUAUUAUCCGAGGCUCGCAAUAUCUCUGUCAAACAAACGUCUAUCGUCCGCUGAUUGUUGGAUUCGAAACAUCAAUGGGUCUUGUCGAUAAUUUGGUGUGUGUUGGAUAUUCGGCGAAUCCAACUAAGCAGAUGCAAAAUUUUAUUGGCAAUUACAAAUAUGUUAAGCAGCAUAGUAAUGUAAGCAGGGGUUUUUUACGUUUCAACGGAAAAUGUUCAAAUGCACUUCUUCACCAAAAAGUGAAGUUGAACAUAGUAAAUUUCAGAAAAAAGAAAUAUGGCCGAACUAUUCCGGUGGCCGAGAAAUGUCGGGAAUUCGGCCACUCGCUUCGAUACGAUUUUCGCAACAUUAGAGCGAGUUUGUGGCUUUGGCUGAAUUCGCGACGUUUCUCGGCCACCGGAAUGGUUCGGCCACAUAUUGUGGAAUUAAAAAAAUGUGGCAGAGGAAAAAAGAGUCAGCUAGUCCCUCGUAAAUAUUUCGAAAAUGAAUGAAUGUCUGUGUGUGCGCGCAGUCGCGAUGCGGUCGAAGAAAUCAACAUUUUUGAAGGAAAACAAUGCAAAAAAUUGCCGAUAUUGAUUUUAUUACGACCGCAUCGCGACCGCGCGCACACACAGACAUUCAUUCAUUUUCGAAAUAUUUACGAGGGACUAGCUGACUCUGUUUUCCUUUGCCACAUUUUUUUAAUUCCACAAUAUAUCUUUACAUUUUUUUCUGAAAUUUAUUAUGUUCAAUUUCAAUUUUUUGGUGAAGUAAGUGCAUUUUUAAUUUUUAAAAGUGCCCAUAAUUUAAAAAAUACAACAAAAAAAACGUGAUUUUACAGAUUUAUGGACAAGUUCUUCGCUCAGCGUUGGAUGAAAUGUUGGACAGAUUUGUUGAAGCAAAUAGGGAAAAAAUGAUGCAAAUCCUGCCAACCCAUUUAUAUAUCUAUUUGAAUGGUGUAUCCGAAGGACAAUAUCAUUUGGUUGCCAAUAGCUAUUUGCAAAUUGUGAAACAAGUGUGUUUAGCAAGACGUCCAACUCCAAAAUAUCAACCAAAAAUAUCGAUUAUGUGUGUCUCGAAGACUCCAAACGAACGAAUCACUCGGGUGAAACCAACAGGAGAAAAGGCUUCACUGCAGAAUAUUCCACCAGGAACCUGUAUUGAUACAAUGAUUGUUAACCCGGUGAUCAAUGAGUUUUUCCUGAAUUCGCAUUUAGCGAUUCAGGGGACAGCGAGAACCCCAAAAUUCUCGCUGGUUGUUGAUGUUCCGGGAAUGGAUAUGGAUUUUCACGAGGGCCUGGCACAUCAAUUGUCGUUUUUGCAUGGAAUUGUUAGCUCGACGACGGCUCUUCCCGCUCCGCUUGUUGUUGCUGAUCGAUAUGCGAAACGUGGCAGGGAUAAUUAUAAAACACACUUCAAACGACGCGAUGUUCCAAGGUUGGCAGAUUCGGAAGAGGUGGAUUUUGAGCAAUUGAAUAAACUUCUAACAUAUACUGAAAAAGAGCUGGUCAAAGUACGUUUCAAUGCUUAA
Molecule: messenger RNA, 4844 nt
Organism: Caenorhabditis angaria
Lineage: Eukaryota; Metazoa; Nematoda; Chromadorea; Rhabditida; Rhabditidae
Source: the annotation of a GenBank genome assembly